Messenger RNA from Antrostomus carolinensis (chuck-will's-widow), 408 nucleotides. RefSeq names its product glutamate receptor ionotropic, kainate 5-like. The record is from RefSeq and is a predicted model, not a curated record. Bases 1 to 408 code for a protein of 135 amino acids. Gene Ontology annotation, molecular function: ligand-gated monoatomic ion channel activity. The transcript has 3 exons. Lineage: Eukaryota; Metazoa; Chordata; Aves; Caprimulgiformes; Caprimulgidae. Gene Ontology annotation, cellular component: membrane.
AUGCGUGUGGGUGGGGUUGGUGACCCCGAACGCUACGAGGGCUUCUGCGUGGACAUGCUCCAGGAGUUGGCCGGGCUCCUCAAGUUCCGUUUCCACAUCAAACUGGUGGAAGAUGGACUUUAUGGAGCUCCUGAACCCAACGGCUCCUGGACCGGCAUGGUGGGCGAGCUCAUCAACCGGAAAGCCGACCUCGCGGUGGCCGCCUUCACCAUCACGGCUGAACGUGAGAAGGUCAUUGACUUCUCCAAACCCUUCAUGACCUUGGGGAUCAGCAUCCUCUACCGAGUCCACAUGGGUCGCAAGCCGGGUUACUUCUCCUUCUUGGAUCCCUUCUCACCAGCUGUUUGGUUCUUCAUGCUCCUGGCCUACUUGGCUGUCAGUUGUGUCCUCUUCUUGGCCGCCAGGUGA